Molecule: messenger RNA, 1121 nt
Organism: Drosophila erecta
Lineage: Eukaryota; Metazoa; Arthropoda; Insecta; Diptera; Drosophilidae
Gene: Dic4
Product: mitochondrial dicarboxylate carrier
Exons: 4
Coding region: 126-1028 (300 amino acids)
Biological process (GO): thiosulfate transport; phosphate ion transmembrane transport
Molecular function (GO): antiporter activity; thiosulfate transmembrane transporter activity; sulfate transmembrane transporter activity
Source: RefSeq, a predicted model, not a curated record
AUUGUCAGUGAAACACAUAAGCCUUUCCCUUCGUAUCAAAACCAGUUUUUAUAAAUUAAGACCAAUCUAGAACUAUCCAGAAUCCGAAUGCACUGUGACAGGAAGUGCGUCGAUCAUCUGGAGGAAUGCCGGUUUAUGAUGACCACUUCCUUGACGACUGCCAUGAUGUCCCCGAAGGACGCUUGCCGCGUUGGUGGUUCGGUGGCUUCGCCUCGAUUUGCGUCGCCUUCGCGGUGGCGCCCAUUGAUAUCGUGAAGACGCACAUGCAGAUUCAACGGAAAAAACGGAGCAUUUUAGGCACGGUCAAAAGAAUAUACUCACUGAAAAGACUCUGGGGCUUUUACGAUGGCUUCUCGGCUGCCAUCCUGCGACAAAUGACCAGCACCAAUAUACAUUUCAUAGUGUAUGAAACUGGCAAGAAAAUGGAGUACGUCGAUAGGGAUUCAUAUCUAGGAAAGAUUAUUUUGGGCUGUGUGGCUGGUGCUUGUGGCUCUGCUUGUGGCAUACCAACGGAUCUGAUUAACGUGCGGAUGCAAACCGAUAUGAAGGUGCCGCCGCACAAGCGACGCAACUAUAAGCACGUCAUCGAUGGCCUCAUUCGAAUUCCCAAGGAGGAGGGCUGGAAGGCACUUUACAAGGGCGGAUCGGUAGCGGCCUUGAAAUCAUCCCUAAGCACCUGUAGCCAGAUAGCACUGUACGAUAUUACUAAAACGGAAGUGAGGAAAAAUACCUCUGUGAACGACGGCGUGCCCCUGCAUUUCCUCACGUCGUUGUUCACGUCGAUCAUUUCGUCUGCGAUCACUCAUCCCCUGGACGUGGUGAGGACCAUCAUGAUGAACUCCAGACCCGGCGAAUUUCGCACUGUCUUCCAGGCGUCCGUUCACAUGAUGCGGUUCGGCAUCAUGGGACCCUACCGGGGAUUCGUGCCGACUAUAGUGCGAAAAGCGCCAGCCACCACUUUGCUAUUUAUUUUGUACGAGCAACUGAGGCUCCACUUCGGGAUUUGCUCCCUGGGAGGGGAAAAGUAGGAUUGCGACGAUAGUAAUGUGCAUUCGGAAUUUGACAAAAAUACCUUGUGAACUUUUGCCAACGUUUUUGUACGAUAAAGAUUUCCAUUUUAA